GCAUGGUUCGACGAGAAGGUAAUGUUAGAAUGGAUUGAAGAAUCUUUUAGACCUAACGUUACGGGGUUUUCUGUGCUACUACUGGACGCGCUCAAGACGCACAAGAUGGACAGUGUGCAGGGCGCUUUGGGCGACAUGGGCACGAGUGUGCACUUCGUUCCUCCGGGCUGCACUGGGAUAGCGCAGCCGCUUGACGUCGGAGUGAUGUCCCCGCUCAAGACGCAUCUACGCCAGUCCUGUGCCCAAGCCGCAGUACUACACGCGAUGCAAGAAAACUCGGUCGAGCGCCGCCGCUACAUGUUCGACCACGCCAUGCAAGCUCUGGGCAAGAUUACGCAGGACACAGUGCGGCACUCUUUCGACAAGGCCGGC
Messenger RNA from Phytophthora sojae, 372 nucleotides. RefSeq lists its product as hypothetical. Lineage: Eukaryota; Oomycota; Peronosporomycetes; Peronosporales; Peronosporaceae. The record is from RefSeq and is a predicted model, not a curated record. Gene Ontology annotation, molecular function: nucleic acid binding. The annotation marks the transcript as partial. The transcript has a single exon.